CGGUUUGGGGAGGGCGGAAGCUAAGUUGGCUUACGUUAGCUCGCGGCAGCCAUCUUAUGAGCAUUGUAGUCCUUGGGCUGGCUAGCUGCUGGUGUGGCACAACAAGAUGGCCUGUUAGUACGCGCGCAAGAGGACUAUUUCCGCAUCGACAACCGCGCCCUCUACUCGCACCGAAAUACUUUUUCCUCGUUAUAUUUGAACCGACUUUUUUUUCGACGGCAUAUCUGAGCUCACUUGUGAUCAUCACAGCCACACAUCUUCCUUCUCGCUCUACAUUCUCGAUCAAGCCAUCAACUAAAAGACACAGGCAAGUCUGCUCUCUGACAAACAAUACCAGCGCUGUGCUCAUCUAAACCAAGAUCCAUACCCCGAUUCUUAGUUGAGUUACCGUCCGGCUACAAAACGGAGGUCGUGGGGUUGGAGUGUGUGCUCAUGGCGGAGUCAGAGACUGAAUGUGACACACCCGGCCUUGACACGCUUGGGUCGGAGUGUGUCAUAGCCCACAGCCAUGUCGACCUGCACUACGGAGCCGAGACAGAAAUCAUGACUGAGGAAAAGCGUGGCCUGGAGUUGGAGAUCCACGGCACUGAACUAAAGAUCCAAGGGCUGGGGACAGACCUCGGCGCCGUGGCGUGCGUAGACGCCAUUGUGGAGACGGACCACGAUUACAUCAAGGUGGAACAUGACGAUAUGCACUGCUUUGCCGGCGCCGAGAUUAAAACAUCGACGGGCGAGGCGCUACUCGGGGAAGUGUUGCUCAAGGCCGAGAGUGAGCAUGAGGUGAAAGUGGAGUCGGAUCACGGCGGCGAGCUGACGGUAGAGUCAGAGAAUGGCGUCAUCAUUCACGAGGCGCACGGCCUGCAGUGCAACGAAUGCGGUGAGAUCUUUGGCAGCAUCUCUGACCUCCACCAGCACUUUGAGAUCCACAAAGACCUCAACCCGUACAUCUGCGUCCAUUGCGGCGAGAGCUUUGCCGUGGAGGCCAGCCUCAAGCAACACAUGAAGAUCCACAUGAAAGAGAAGCCCUACGUACCCUCGGGCGUGGAGAUCAUGGGCAAGGACGUCAUUGACGCCUUCAGCCUCAAGUCCCACCAAAUGAUCCACCUGCCCGACAAGCCGCACCGGUGCACAGAGUGUGGCAAGAGCUUUGCUGCCGCCAUCACCCUGCGAGAACACAUGAAGAUGCACUCUGAGGACAAGCCGUACAAGUGCACCCAGUGCAGGAAGAGCUUUGUCCGCAGGAGGCAUCUGAAGAAGCACCAGGAGGUCCACGCUCGCGAAAAGCCGUACACGUGCGGCCAGUGCGGCAAAGGCUUCGCGACCACCUCUAACCUCAAGCAGCACCAGAAGACCCACGCAGCCCACGCCGCGCACGCAGCCCACGCAGCCCACGCCGGCGUGGUGCUCACUGACAAGCCCCACCGUUGCGCGCAGUGCGGCAAGUGUUUUGCUGCCGCCGCCACCCUACGGGAGCACCAGAGGAUCCACUCGGGUGAGAAGCCGUACAAAUGCAACAUGUGCCGGAAGAGCUUUGUCCGCAAGCGUCACCUGAAGAAGCACCAGCAGGUCCACGCCGGCGGCAAGCCCUACACCUGCAGGCACUGCAACAAGGGCUUCAACCACUCCUCGUCACUCUCGCGCCACCACAAGACCCACCUGCAGGGACCCGUGUUCUCGGCGGCACAGCCCGGCAAGCCCAUGACCUUCGGCACCCCUGCCAAGCAGAGGGUACACCUGCAAGGAGAGAAGCCCUACAUGUGCCACCACUGCGACAAGGGCUUCAACCAUUCCUCCUCCCUUUCGCGGCACCAGAGAGUUCACUCAGAGGGCAAAGGUUACACCUGCGGCCACUGCGGCAAGAUCUUCAACCACUCGUCUUCGCUGGCACGGCACCAGAGGGUCCAUCUGGAGAACAAGCAGCAGGCGGCACCGCAGUCGCCGCCGCUGCCCCUACCGAUGAACUCUCCUGAGCAGUACGGCGCCAUCGCCUCGCCUAAGGUCUUCCCUAACAACGCCUUCCCCAAGCAACACCUCCUUGUGGAGAAGCCCUACCGCUGCACCCAGUGCGGGAAAGGCUUCAACCAUUCGUCCUCCCUCUCCAGACACCAUCGAAUCCAUUUAGAGUAGUGGGGGGGUACCGUUCAGACGCAAGUGCUCAACCCAUCCCUGGCUUCUCGUUUAACUACUAGCGCCCCCCCACCACCACAAGACCAGUCGGGUUGACUCACUUGGAUGUUCACGUGGUCAGGUCAGCUACAGUGAAGAGGAUCGGUUGAAGGACUGAUCGGUUGAAGGACUGAUGGGUCAUCGGCGAGACACAGCAGAAACUGAGGGGAAGCGUCGCUUCGAUUGUUUGUUCUCCCUUCCGCGGGAACUCAAUGAACACUUUUAAAAGAAACCAGAAAAAAAGUUACCCCACCUUUCUUGUACGAAGCUUCUCGGCGGCGAGCGCGGGAUCUUCGGUUCAAGGCCGUCAACACCGGAACUCCAAUUAGUCAUCUCUCUUCACCCUGCUGACCUGUGUGAAGAAAAUCCACUGUAAAUACUUCUUGAUUUCUUUUAUAAAUGUAUAGGUGACUAGUGUGCUGUUCCAAAAAGAUUACAUUUUUGAUAGUGAGACCCAUGUUGUCUCCACAGUUUGUUUUCCCCCACUCCUUUUUCUGCACCCAACUCAGAGUUAAAUGUGUUGCAGGCGUUUUCAAGCGGCAGCAGUUGAAUUUGUGUAUAUUUAGGAAGUUAUUUACCAUGACAUGGUCUGUACAGAGAGCAAUACUGGCUGAUAACAGGAGAUGGCACGCAGCCACAAGACAAUUCCUGACAGAGAAUAAACACUUUAUGGUUAGCAUAUUACACCGGUCUCCUUUUCUUCCUUAUUCCUGUUCCCCUUCUGAGAAAAAUGAAUAAAACCUGUUCAUAGAGUAUAGAUAGCAGUUACUCAUGUUGACACUAUCACAAUCUGAUUUAAAGGCUUGUGCAUAUUACAACAAAAAUGUAUGAGAAAAGUUGACUUUUCCAACUUUGCAUUAGGCGCGACUCGUACGUGUAAAAAAAAAAAAAAAAAAAUCUUUUACAAACGUAUUUUUUUAAAUAUGGAUUGGGUUAUAUGAAAGGGAGCAAAGAUGUUUUUAUGGGAGAGGGCACGACAAGCAAUAUUUUUUUAAGUUUCUCCCCUGCUUUUUUUUUCUUUUGCUUCAAUUUGUAGCAUAGUUUUUAUCCUGUUAGCUAGGUGCCUUAUUGCAUGCUGUGUAGAGAACAAUGGAUGCUGAGUUGUUAAUGGAUUUUUUUUCCCUCAUUAAUAUUCAUUUACUUUGUCAAUAACAUUUUUUUUUUUUGCUUUCAUGUAGACUAUUGCGUUUACACUGUAUAUUGUCUUAUUUUCUCCCCUCUUGCGUUAUUGUAAAUGGCCUAAUUCUUGAGGAAAAAAAAAUGUAAAGGAAUCCAUACAGGCUUCUCUUAAAGGGCAAACCUUGUAACAUCUUUUCCCCCUUUUUUGGAGUGGCACAUAUAUGGAUAAAUAAAGGUCGUUGACUCUU
Molecule: messenger RNA, 3533 nt
Organism: Syngnathus acus (greater pipefish)
Lineage: Eukaryota; Metazoa; Chordata; Actinopteri; Syngnathiformes; Syngnathidae
Exons: 3
Coding region: 433-2127 (564 amino acids)
Biological process (GO): regulation of DNA-templated transcription
Molecular function (GO): DNA-binding transcription factor activity, RNA polymerase II-specific; RNA polymerase II cis-regulatory region sequence-specific DNA binding
Source: RefSeq, a predicted model, not a curated record